Marchantia polymorpha subsp. ruderalis is the source of this 575-nucleotide messenger RNA. NCBI's taxonomy places the organism in Eukaryota, Viridiplantae, Streptophyta, Marchantiopsida, Marchantiales, Marchantiaceae. The record is from the annotation of a GenBank genome assembly.
GAAACAGUUGUAUUGCGAUUAAGUCUCCAAUGACGGUCUGGGUCCUGGGCAGAACUGCGUCUGGCUGAUACCGUAACGACAUCGAUGCCUAUUACGGAGAAACGAGGGACUAUACUCCAGAGGAACGACAAAGAGCUCCGCUUCUUCCAGAAAUUUCCGCAUCCCUCCAUUCUGAGCAUUUCAACAUUUUGUUCUAGUUUCUACAGAUUAAUUUUCGGGUCAUCGGAAACCUGCAACCGGCCGCAAUCACAGUUUGGUAACUGAUUUUGGUUCUCCUACUAUCAGUAAGGGCUCAGGUCAACAAUCAUCGCUCCUUUCUCAUGCUUUACUUUUGAAUUUCUCUGUUGCAGCUCUCUACAUUAGAAACAAGAGGCUUCAUAGAAUCUGAAGCUGAGCGGCUCCAGCUCUUUUUUUAAAAACACUGAACAAGAGUACACGUAACGAGCUCAGCUAUGGGGAAUUAGAAUGUAACUGAGUCUUCUCGAAAGACCCCGGAGUGUCUCCUAGAAUUGUAAUGCUCGUCUGGUAACUCACAUUUAUAAUGAUCAUAUUUUAUCAAAGUAUCUAUCUCCGGC